Coccidioides immitis RS is the source of this 755-nucleotide messenger RNA. RefSeq lists its product as uncharacterized. Gene Ontology annotation, molecular function: fatty acyl-CoA hydrolase activity. Lineage: Eukaryota; Fungi; Ascomycota; Eurotiomycetes; Onygenales; Onygenaceae. The transcript has 7 exons. Bases 97 to 639 code for a protein of 180 amino acids. The record is from RefSeq and is a predicted model, not a curated record.
CUUAUCCUUAUCCCUUUGUUAUUGUAAGUGGGCAUAUUUUACUGCUUAGCGACAUUCGCACGAAGGACACAUUAAGGUCCACAAUACGUUACCAGAAUGGCGGACUCUGAAGCAAGGAAGAAGGCCAUGCAAGCGGUGCAGACAUUUCUCGAUGUCUACCGAGGGUUAAUGAAGGAGAAUGAUUUCAAAGGAUACGACCGCCAGUUGAUGCAUGAUUUGCGACUGAUCGAUGCUGAACCCACGGGCGGCGCGUUAUGGGAAAUGGAUGUCACCGAGCACUGGGUGAAUAUGAAUGGAGUCAUGCAUGGAGGAGCAUAUGCGGUGAUAUUUGAUAUGUGCACAGCGAUAGCCAUGAAUCCAAUAGCGAGAGAUGGGUUUCUCGCUGGCGUCACCCGUUCCCUGAACAUUUCUUAUCUCAGAGCUAUACCUAUCGGGACAACGGUACGAAUUCGUGCAAAUGUGCUUCAACAUGGAAAAACAAUGACGCUGCUUCGAGGUGUCAUGGAAUCUGUUGAUGGCAAGACAAUUUAUGCCACAGCAGAGCAUCAUAAAGUCGCAGUAGACGCAAAACCUCAGCACGCAAACCGGUUAAGGAAUUACCGAGCACAAAUGCAGAACGAGCCGAGUGGGAAGUUAUGAUUGCGAUCAGUGCUCUUCAAGAACAUAUAUAUAGACACAUACCCACGGCAUGAGCUGUGACCUUAGAGAAAAGACUUGUACCUUUUGGUCACUAUAAUUGGAAAUUAUCCGCACGA